UUGCUUCUGCCUGGGCCGACCUCUUGGAUCGACUGCUCCAGUCUGGCGCGUCCCCGGCGCGGGAAAAAUUUCAAUUCCGGCUAGCUGUCGCAGCGACCUCCUUACCCUUCACAACCCGGGCCUGCCUCCGCUUUCUCCUGCUUUUUACAUCCCGGACUCCUAGCCUCACACGAGUGGAAGCGGAGAAGUUGAAGCCGCCGCCGCCGCCAUGUCCGAGGCUUAUUUCCGGGUGGAGUCGGGUGCACUCGGGCCUGAGGAGAACUUUCUGUCGCUGGACGACAUCCUGAUGUCCCACGAGAAGCUCCCGGUUCGCACAGAGACCCCCAUGCCUCGCCUCGGGGCUUUCUUCCUGGAGCGGAGCGGAGGUGCCGAGACUGACCAUACGAUUCCUCAGGGCUCAAAGCUCGAACUCCCCCUGUGGCUGGCAAAGGGACUUUUUGACCACAAGCGGCGGAUCCUUUCUGUGGACCUUCCCAAGAUCUACCAGCAAGGUUGGAGGACCGUGUUCAGCGCCGAUGCCAACGUGGUGGACCUCCACAAACUGGGGCCGCAUUUCUAUGGGUUUGGCUCCCAACUCCUGCAUUUUGACAGUCCCGAGAAUGCAGACAUCUCCCAGUCUCUCCUGCAGACAUUCAUUGGACGUUUCCGCCGCAUUAUGGACUCCUCCCAGAACACUUACAAUGAAGACACUUCGGCAUUGGUAGCCAGGCUGGACGAGAUGGAGAGGGGCUUAUUUCAAACAGGGCAGAAAGGACUGAAUGACUUUCAGUGUUGGGAGAAGGGGCAGGCUUCUCAGAUCACAGCUUCCAACCUCGUUCAGAACUAUAAGAAGAGAAAAUUCACGGAUAUGGAAGACUGAAGGUCAGAAGAACACAGAAUUGCUCCUUGUGGAGUUACUGCUCUGUGUGUCCUUGAUAGAUCCUCGUUGACCUUGUAAAGGGCCAUGUCAUGGCUUAUUUCCCACAACAGUGUCGGGAGCAGUGCCAUCUGUUUGGGAAAGGACGCGGUACAGGAAGUCCCUGGCCUGUAUGGCUUAUAAGACUCUCCCACCCUGCUGACCCAUAGCCGGGGAGAAACCAAAGUCUUUUGUAAAAUACAGUUACCACAUGCAUCAUAAUACAAUUGGAACUGGGAUCCUUUAUAUCCGGGAGUGUGACACCCUCCGAUGUCCACUUUCGCUGCUCCAAAGGACAGGUACAAAUGGGCCAUCUGCCCACAAAUGUUCUCUUGAACUUAACUGCUACAUCUUCCUUAUGGCUGCUCUGAGGACAGCACCUCCAGGAUGCUGGCCUUACUUGUGAAUGUCUCCUGCGUCUUACCUGAGAGGAGUCACCCCAAUUUCCAGAAACAGUUGCCAAGAAUAAAGAAGGAAAAUGAUAAGACAGAUGAAUGGUAGGGCUUUUACUAAAGAGAAAGCAUUGCUCUCCUCCUCUGCAGUCAGGGCUUUGGGGACGGGGCUUCACAAAACUCUGUGGUCAGCCUGGAGGGGAAAUGGUUAACCUGAGCUUUCUUUCGCCUUGAG
This is a messenger RNA of Herpailurus yagouaroundi (jaguarundi), 1522 nucleotides long. It is a transcript of the gene GINS3, whose product is annotated as GINS complex subunit 3. Lineage: Eukaryota; Metazoa; Chordata; Mammalia; Carnivora; Felidae. The coding region runs from base 209 to 859 and encodes 216 amino acids. The transcript is spliced from 3 exons. Gene Ontology annotation, cellular component: GINS complex. Gene Ontology annotation, biological process: mitotic DNA replication initiation. The record is from RefSeq and is a predicted model, not a curated record.